Molecule: messenger RNA, 1433 nt
Organism: Helicoverpa zea (corn earworm)
Lineage: Eukaryota; Metazoa; Arthropoda; Insecta; Lepidoptera; Noctuidae
Gene: Fen1
Product: flap endonuclease 1
Exons: 9
Coding region: 111-1253 (380 amino acids)
Cellular component (GO): nucleus
Molecular function (GO): magnesium ion binding; RNA-DNA hybrid ribonuclease activity; 5'-3' exonuclease activity
Source: RefSeq, a predicted model, not a curated record
AGGGAACGUGCAUAUUCCCGCCAAAUUCGUUACGCGUGAAGAAAUCGUUGGCAAGAGAUUUCUAUUGUGAUUACAUUUUUCUGUGAAGUUAUAAGUAAAUAAAAAGCAAGAUGGGUAUUCUAGGCUUAUCUAAAUUAAUAGCUGAUAUAGCACCACAUGCUAUCAAAGAAAUGGAGAUCAAAAACUACUUUGGACGUAAAAUUGCAAUUGACGCGUAUAUGAGCUUAUAUCAGUUCUUGAUAGCUGUUAGAAGUGAAGGAUCACAGCUAGUAUCAACCGAUGGAGAGACAACAUCCCACUUAAUGGGCACAUUCUACCGGACCAUCAGGCUGGUGGAGAAUGGUAUCAAGCCCGUCUAUGUGUUCGACGGCAAGCCUCCGGACAUGAAGUCUCAUCAGCUGAACAAGAGAGCUGAGAGGAGGGAGGAGGCUGAGAAGGAGUUGCAGAAAGCUACUGAAGCUGGUGACCAGGAGUCCAUAGAGAAGUUCAACCGUCGCCUGGUGAAGGUAACGAAGGUGCACAACGAGGAGGCGAGGCAGCUUCUUAAGCUGAUGGGUAUACCGGUCAUCGAGGCGCCUUGCGAGGCCGAGGCACAAUGUGCUGCACUGGUGAAAGCCGGCAAAGUAUUUGCUUCAGCGACAGAAGAUAUGGACGCGCUGACAUUCGGCACCAACGUGCUGCUGCGUCAUCUCACGUUCAGUGAGGCUCGCAAGAUGCCCGUGCAGGAGUUCCAUCUCGACGAUGUGUUGAAAGGACUCGGCUUGGAGCAGAAAGAGUUCAUCGACUUAUGCAUCUUACUAGGCUGUGACUACUGCGGUUCCAUCCGCGGCAUCGGUCCCAAGCGAGCCAUCGAACUCAUCCGACAGCAUCGCAGCUUAGAAGAGGUGCUGCGCAACAUUGACACGACGAAGUACCCUCCCCCCGAGGAGUGGGACUACGAGAGAGCGAGGGAACUCUUCUUACAGCCAGACGUCACUGAUCCUAAGGAGAUUGAGUUAAAAUGGUCGGACCCCGACGAGGAGGGCCUGGUGCAGUUCCUGUGUGGCGACAAGCAGUUCAACGAGGAGCGUGUGAGGAACGGCGCCAAGAAACUCAUGAAGGCUCGCAGCGGCACCACGCAGGGACGACUCGACGGAUUCUUUACGAUAUCAACAACUCCAAAUCCUAAACGUAAAGCCGAGGAAGACAAAAAGAAUUCAGCUAAGAAGAAGGCCAAGGUCGGCGGCGGCGGUAGAGGACGCAAACCGAAGUAAAAUAGUUAGUUUUAACUUUUAAGCAUUAUUUGCAUGGAGAAAAAAAAGACCAAGGGCCCGAUUCUCCUAAGUUAUUAAUGUCAAAUUUGAAUAGAAAUUGAAUCGAAAUAGAAGUUUUAACCAUAUCGGUCAUUCUGCUACUAAUAUAAGACCAAUCGUCCGCCGAUCCAACGACAUUCG